UUUCCCAACCACACGUUAAAUUAAGGCUCUCCUUGUUCAGUCACGCCAAACCGCCUUUGUUUCAGUCACAUGCUACACUAACUCUUUUCUUUCUUUGCUUCUUCAUUUUUCUCCACUUUCUUUCCAUCUUACCCACCAUUCUUCAGAUAUGGGAGACAGAUUUCGGUUAGACGAAGACGAUAAGGUUAUGUUCGAGAGUGUAUUGGGUCAUGAAGCUGCCAGUUUCUUGAUUUGGUCAGCAACAAACAAGGUUCCAGACGAAUUCCAACCGAAAACCAGCAAUUUAGGGGUUCAAGACGGUCUUCGCAAGAUUCUCAACGGGUCAGACUGGAGUUACGCCGUUUUCUGGCAAGUUUCCAAUUCGAAAUCCGGGAAAUCGGCUUUGAUUUGGGGCGACGGGCAUUGCAAAGAAUCAAAGCAAAGUGAAGCCCGUAAAGAAAGCGACGAAGACGUUAGAAAAAAAAUCGUUCUUCAGAAGCUUCACUCAUGUUUUAAGGGAUCAGAGGAACAAAAUCUGCAGUUAAAGAUGGAUUUCGUAUCCGAUUUAGAUAUGUUUUAUCGAACCACGAUGUAUUAUCUAUUCCCGUUCGAUAAAUCUUCUAGCCCGUCUCAGGCGUUUAACACGAGUCGAUCGGUUUGGGUUUCCGAUGCCAAAAGUUGCGAAGAAGAGUACCAAUCAAGAUCAGUUUUAGCAAAACUGGCCCGGUUACAAACCCUAGUUCUUGUUCCGGUUAAGAAAGGAGUAUUGGAAAUCGGUUCGUUUAAGUCGAUCCCAGAAGACCCCAGUUUCGUUACGAUGGUUAAAUCUUUACUUAACGGAUGCCACCCGAAAGUACUGCCGAAAAUCUUCGGUCAAGAUUUAAGUCUCGGUGGUGCGAAAUCCGGUGCGUUCAGCAUCAACUUUUCACCAAAAGAUGCAGAUGCUUUGGAUUUCGGAGGUCAAACGUAUAAAAUACGGUCGGAUCAAGCGUUUGGCGGGAAUUCAUCGAACGGGCAUAGAACCGAUUCGCAAACGAACCACGUGAUUGGUGGGAUAUUGAAUUCGCAGGCGAUGAUGUCGGAUUUUGAUCAGUGUAAUCAAGAUUCAUCUUUAACGGAUAGAAAACCGAGAAAACGGGGUAGAAAGCCUGCGGAUGGGAGAGAAGAACCGUUGAACCACGUGGAAGCGGAACGACAACGGCGCGAGAAACUGAACCAACGGUUCUACGCGUUACGGGCCGUGGUCCCGAACAUUUCGAAAAUGGAUAAAGCUUCUCUUCUCGGUGAUGCCAUUUCGUACAUAACCGAUCUUCAAUCGAAGAUACGAAUCUUGGAAGCUGAAAAGGAGGGCCCGGGUCAACCCGAGGUUGAGUUCAUGGCCCGGAAAGAUGACGCGGUUAUACAAGUUAGUUGGCCGUUAGAUGUCCAUCCGGUUGCGCAGGUCAUAAAGACGUUUAGCGAACAUGAAAUGGUAGUUCAUGACACCGAUGUUUCGACUACGGAAAACGGGAAAGUCGUACAUACGUUUUCGUUUCAAGCACUCGGUGGUGGCGAGGCGGCAGAACGGUUGAAGGAGAAGCUGGAUUCGGCUUUUUCGGACUGAUUCGGGUGUUCUAACAUGUUUGUAAGAUAAAAUGUUGGGUGUUUAGAUCAUUGUGUUUUGUUUGAUAUAGAAAUUGUUUGAUUCAUGUUUUUUGGUAGAUUUGAAUACAUGGAAGAUUAAAGUCAUGGCACCAACAUGUAAAUUCUUUAUGACUUAAGUUGUUACUUAAAUUUUGUAAUUUAAUUAAAUAAUAUAUGUGUUAGGAGUUA
This is a messenger RNA of Helianthus annuus (common sunflower), 1791 nucleotides long. Its product is annotated as transcription factor MTB3. Gene Ontology annotation, biological process: regulation of DNA-templated transcription. Gene Ontology annotation, molecular function: protein dimerization activity; DNA-binding transcription factor activity; transcription cis-regulatory region binding. The transcript has 2 exons. The record is from RefSeq and is a predicted model, not a curated record. The coding region runs from base 149 to 1582 and encodes 477 amino acids. Gene Ontology annotation, cellular component: nucleus. Lineage: Eukaryota; Viridiplantae; Streptophyta; Magnoliopsida; Asterales; Asteraceae.